Pelmatolapia mariae (spotted tilapia) is the source of this 989-nucleotide messenger RNA. Its product is annotated as transmembrane protein 254-like. The transcript has 4 exons. The record is from RefSeq and is a predicted model, not a curated record. Lineage: Eukaryota; Metazoa; Chordata; Actinopteri; Cichliformes; Cichlidae. Bases 9 to 320 code for a protein of 103 amino acids.
AUUUUUAAAUGGGGAAAAUGUAUAAAUGUCGGCAGUGCACAGUGUUUGCACCAGAUGUAGUCCCAUUUGAGCUUCUUGGUCCAUUUGGCACCUUCUCCAAAAACCUUGCGUAUAACCAUCAUGAUCUACUGUACAAAGGGUGGUGGUUGACCUGUGCUAUUCAUCUUUGUGAGGCCCUGGUUGCACUGAAGUUGUGCAGCAACAAAGGCAUCAAGGACAAGACCACUCAGUGCCUGUGGUUUAUCCAGACCUUUCUGUUCGGCUUCGCCUCCCUCCGCCUGCUAAUUAAGUAUGACCCAGAGCGUUCCAAGCAGGACUGACCUUACCAGGAGAAGCCUACAGAACAACACAUCUGAGUCUAGAGACCCCUUCUUGGGGCCUCAACUUCUUCCACUGUUCACUUUGAUUAUAAGAUCCUGCUGGAGAGCAUGAAAUGGAGCAAUACUCUUGAGCCAUUUCUUUAAUUGUGUUUCUUUUAAUAUAAUUCUGAAGACAUAUCUUUGAUAGAAACGCUAGAAAUUUUCUUACAUAGUUUACAAGAUCUUUAAUUCCUGUAAUAGAUCUGUUUCAUUCCAUAUUUUCUAGAGCUGAGGGAGUACGGUGCUACCUUCAGAAAUAAUAUAUUUUAAAGUUUGUCUUGAUGCUGAUGACUAGGGAUAAGGGUUAUUUAAAUAUGAAUGUUCUCUUGAUGAAUUUGAGUGCAGUACAUAGAACAAAAUUUAGAACAGAUUACCUAAAGGUGUUUACAUUCAGCCUACAUGGUGCAGUAGGGGGGUUUUUGGGGGGUUUUCCCUUUUUUCUCAGCUGCUUGGAUGAACUGACAGGUUUGCUACAGAUGGUAUUUUGCCAUCAUCCUCAAAAGUGCUCUUGGAUUAAAUAAAGAGGGGAGCUGCUGUCAAAUUUGCCUUUCUCAGAUUAAAGUGCUGUGAUUCAUAGUCUUAAUGUUGACACUACAAAAUAAAGGAUGAGUGAACUGAAUCCACUGUGGG